This is a messenger RNA of Lathyrus sativus (Indian pea), 573 nucleotides long. The record is from the annotation of a GenBank genome assembly. Lineage: Eukaryota; Viridiplantae; Streptophyta; Magnoliopsida; Fabales; Fabaceae.
AUGGAAAUCAAAUCUACCUUCCUCAUCAUCAUUACUUCAUUCAUCCUCUUUUUGUUUUGGCUAACAAAGAAAAUCAAAGCAAGAAGUGCGAUCCAUAAAUUUCCACCAGGACCAUGGAAGCUUCCUCUAAUAGGAAACUUGCAUCAAUUAGCACUAGGAGGAUCACUUCCACACCACACACUUGGAAAACUCUCACACAAAUAUGGACCUCUUAUGCAUCUUCAGCUAGGUGAAAUCUCUGCAGUGAUUGUUUCAUCUCCUGAUUUAGCCAAAGAAAUAAUGAAAACACAUGAUCUUUCUUUUGUUAAUAGGCCACAACUUCUUUGCCCUAAAAUAUUAGACUAUGAAUCAACCGAUAUCGCGUUUGCUCUAUACGGUGAUUAUUGGAGACAUAUGAGAAAAAUAUGUACAUCAGAGCUUCUUAGUGCAAAAAGGGUUCAAUCUCUUUGUUCCAUUAGAGAAGACGAGGUUGAAAAGUUUAUACAAUCCAUUCAUCAUUUCUCAGUUUCUUCUCAACCACUUGAUCUUACGAAAACGGUAAAAAGUAUCGCCAUAAUAAGCAUUAACUAUUAG